Molecule: messenger RNA, 775 nt
Organism: Amoebophrya sp. A25
Lineage: Eukaryota; Dinophyceae; Syndiniales; Amoebophryaceae
Source: the annotation of a GenBank genome assembly
GCUAAUGCUCGACCCGCGUACAUCAUGCGUUGCGCCGAAUGUGACUUGGUCUAGUGGAAACGUGCCGGCUGGUGUCGACAUGUUUGGGGUACUAACUUCUAAAAAAAAUAGAAGAUCAUUUUUAUGACGAAUAAGCAAGAAUUAAUAUGUAGUAAUUCCAUUUCCAAAUUCAACGACUUAACGUCCGCGUUUUGCAAGACGUUCAAUUAGGGGCAGAUCAACGUUGGUUUCUUCGUUAUUUGAUGUUGGUCCUCCGUGUCACCAGCAAACUACUCAAAUGACAUCGAUCAUCCAUUGCAACAGAUGCAACCUGUCCUAUUUGGCGCACCCUUGGGCGUGCCGCUGCCACCACCCUUUUUUCCGCAGUAUGGCAUGCCGAACCCUGAGGGCACUCCUUCUAUGCAGGAUUCGUAACGAUGAAUGGGGCGGCUCCUCCCGUACCGGAUUCUGUCGUAGCGUUACGAUCAAUGAAGAAGUAGCGAAGUAGUACCGUUAACGAAGUGCCGUGGUUGCUGAAUAUGACAUGUAAGAAAACAUAUCCUGCUGAAAGUAGAAAAUUUUACGUUUCUGGGGUCGUCCAAGCUUCUGUGCUUCUAGCAUGUGUAUGCUUUUUGUUUUGAAGAUUCCCAUAACCCUUUCCAAGUCCAGUUUCCUGGUUCUCCUAGUCAUUAUUCCCCUCCCUUCCUCUUGCUCCGAUGAUUGGUACUAUGCAGACACUGCCAAAAAAUUCUAUGAUCAUUAUAUAUAUAUAUAAGUAUAUCAGAGCAGUUUAUAG